This is a messenger RNA of Neofelis nebulosa (Clouded leopard), 1963 nucleotides long. It is a transcript of the gene ZNF696, whose product is annotated as zinc finger protein 696. The record is from RefSeq and is a predicted model, not a curated record. Gene Ontology annotation, biological process: regulation of transcription by RNA polymerase II. Gene Ontology annotation, molecular function: RNA polymerase II cis-regulatory region sequence-specific DNA binding; DNA-binding transcription factor activity, RNA polymerase II-specific. The transcript is spliced from 3 exons. NCBI's taxonomy places the organism in Eukaryota, Metazoa, Chordata, Mammalia, Carnivora, Felidae. The coding region runs from base 702 to 1787 and encodes 361 amino acids.
CCUGCGUGAAGCCUAGAGCCCCCUCGGCCGGUCCUGCGGACCCUCCCCUGGGUCCUCGGGCAGCGCCCGCCGCCGUCAAUGUGAAGCCCCCACUGCAAGCCGCUGGCGAGGGACACCGGGAGCAAGAGGGGGUCUCCGCAGCAGGGAGGAGGGCCGCGAUCGCGAAGCCGCCCCGCCGCGGGCGCUCCCGGCCCCUCUCCGGGGAGCGGGCCCCCCGGGCCUCCCUCGGACGGCCCUCUGCCCCCGCGGCGCCGCCACCGCUCUCCACCCGCACGCGCCUCGUCGGCUCGUUCGUUCGCCCCGCGGCCGCCUCGGCCACCGUCUGGCCUCACCCGGGCCCGGCUGCAGGCGAGGGAGGCAGGGCUCGCAGGGGGUCGCGGCUCCGGGGGGCGGGCGAGGUCCCCCGGACACCGCCGCGAGCGGAGCCCACGCGGGGAGCAGCCGGGGCGCGCCGUCCCCUCCGCGGCCUAGAGCGUCACCGAGAGCCGCCCGCGCCGCGGCCUCCCGGGCGGCCCAGCGCACAGUCCUCCCGCGGCCUAGAGCGUCACCGGAAGUGCCCGCGCCGCGGCGCUGGGGACGGCGGCGCUUCCGGCGGGCGGCGGGGCUGCAGGCAGGUGUACCCACUGCUGGCGUUCCCACAAGGCACAGCGAGGCGCGCCCCCAGGUCUGGUCUCCAGCACACCAAUGAGACGGCCACCCUGAUGGACACACACACAGCGUCCCUGGCGCCGGCGGCCGGCGGCCGUGCCGCUUCAGUGGCGGAGCGGGGGGCUCCGAGCACAGUGCCAGCGCCGAAGCAGGAGGCUUCCGAAGAAGGGGGGUGCCGCGGGGAGAGCGGUCCGGGGCCGGCCCGGGGGCCUGCCCGGGCGCCGCGGCUUCCGGACGGUCGUGGGGACGAGGAGGCCGGAGGCUCCCCCGGGCCACCAGCCGUCUCCGAGAAACCCAGAGGGGGGGCCGGCCGGGACAGCAGCGGGGUCGCCGCCCCCGACGCAGGCUCCGCGGCGGGGGGGAGAGGCCCCCGGAAAGGGCGGCCUUACCAGUGCGGCGCGUGCGACCGCAGCUUCCAGUGCCACUCGGACGCGGCGAAGCACCGGAGCAUUCACUCCGGGGCGAAGCCGUUCGCCUGCAGCGACUGCGGGAAGGCCUUCAUCCACAGCUCGCACGUGGUCCGCCACCAGCGCACGCACCACGGCGAGCGGCCCUACGUGUGCGAGGAGUGCGGCCGCGCCUUCGGCCAGAGCUUCAACCUGGUGCGCCACCGGCGCACGCACACGGGGGAGAAGCCGUUCGGCUGCGCCGAGUGCGGCAAGGCCUUCGGCCAGAGGUCGGACGCCGCCAAGCACCGGAGGACGCACACGGGCGAGCGGCCGUACGCCUGCGGCGAGUGCGGGAAGGCCUUCGUCCACAGCUCCAACGUGGCCCGCCACCGGCGCACGCACCGCGGGGACAGCCCCUACGUGUGCAGGGAGUGCGGCCAGGCCUUCGGCCAGAGCUCCAACCUGCUGCAGCACCGGCGCGUGCACACGGGCGAGAGGCCCUUCCGCUGCCCCGAGUGCGGCCGCGCCUUCAGCCGCAGCUCCUUCCUCAGCGAGCACCGGCGCAUCCACACCGGCGAGAAGCCGUACGCCUGCGGCGAGUGCGGCCGCGCCUUCAGGGCCCUGUCCGGCUUCUUCCGGCACCGGCGGGUGCACAGCGGCGAGAAGCCCUUCCGCUGCGGCGAGUGCGGCCGCGCCUUCCGCCUGAGCUCGCACCUGAUCCAGCACCGGCGCGUGCACGGCGCCGAGUGAGCGCCGCGCCGGGAGACCGCGGGCCGGGGGAGGCGGGGGCGACCUCCGGGCUUUCCGUGCUGGGCCCGCCGCCACCCUGGCCCGCGCUCGGGAGAGGAAGGGAGCCUUAGGGGAGGCUGGUCUUCCCGGAGGGGACGCAGGCCUCCCCGAAGACGGGGCUCUGAUGGGGACGGGGC